This is a messenger RNA of Cyclocybe aegerita, 348 nucleotides long. Lineage: Eukaryota; Fungi; Basidiomycota; Agaricomycetes; Agaricales; Hemipholiotaceae. The record is from the annotation of a GenBank genome assembly.
AUGGGGCAGCUUCGUCGUUUCUUCGAGUCUACCUCAUCGACCACAACAUCGACCAUGCAUAUCUCUCUUCAAACCAUCCUUCCAAUGCGGUAUAGUCUUUCCUUCUCAGUGGAUCCACUAUCCGUGUUCUCUUUCCGCUUACCUUCCCGCUCUCGCGCGCCGAGUAAUGCUUCUCUUGUCCUCCUCCGUCCGUCUGCCACGCCAAUACGGCUCUACAGCCCCAAUUACCCAACCAAUCGUGUCUUCUCUAAGCGUGUCGUUAUUCACAUUCCUAUGGCUAAAACUGGUACACGGAAAAAACGCAAACUAUGCAAAUGCAAGGUCGAUCGCGGCAGAGUAUAUAUGUAG